Messenger RNA from Colletotrichum orchidophilum, 2433 nucleotides. RefSeq lists its product as uncharacterized. Bases 1 to 2433 code for a protein of 810 amino acids. The transcript has 2 exons. NCBI's taxonomy places the organism in Eukaryota, Fungi, Ascomycota, Sordariomycetes, Glomerellales, Glomerellaceae. The record is from RefSeq and is a predicted model, not a curated record.
AUGGUUCGAACCCUGCCUUGCCCGCCGGAUGAGAAGCGAAGCUCCGCCAUGCAUUCCCCCAGAUCUUCCUCGACGAAACCCACGCUACCUCAUACCCCAAUCCCGAAUCACCACCAAGGUGGUGAUUUUUCCAACUUGUCUACUCCAGCAGGUCAGAUCAGUGACCUGGGCAACAUCGUCAAGUUGACAGACCAAACUCCCCCUACGCCUUCUAACGACCGUCACGAAAUUCACGAAUUCACGACCCCUUCUGCGCAGCGCCAGCAGCAGCGGAGGCAAGCGCGAAACACUACCCCAGAUCCAGCUGAGAGACCGGCCACUCCAGCUUCGUCCCAACUCUCCCACCGCACUCUUCGUCGUACGUCGCGAUCCGUUGCAACUCCAAGUCCUACGCCUCAGUCAGCGCGCCAGGUCCACAUCGAAGCCGCCUCAGUAGGUUUCAGUCCCAAACCACAGAUUGCGACCGCGCCUGCGCCCACGCCAGCACUUGCACCUGCGCCGACAUUCAAUUACGACUACCCACAAACCGUCGCUCCCCACGACCGACGAAAUUCACGUGCGCGAAGAGUUCUCUCACAGGAUCUGAGCGAGGACUUUGACGAAGAGUCCUCCGACGAAGCUCUGCUAUUCCGAGACCCGACAUUAUCGUCUUCUCACACCCGACGAGAGUCUCACCGACCUCAUCGUGUUUCCAGAAAUACUCGCAGUGCCAUCCUCUUUGCUCUUGAGGAAGCUCUUCGGCAACCCACUUUGUUCACGCCUGACGAAAUCGAAGAAGGCGCAUCCAUGGCUGACCUAAUCGGAGGCGGCACUGCCGCUUCCAACGGUAAUGCCUCAGCUUCCUCCCGACAGCGCACUACUGGUGCCCCCAACCCUACCAGUUCGCCUUCUGGAAUUCGUGGUCCUAGAAUGAUCAUGCAGGAGCGCGCUGCUAGAGAGGCAGCCCGUCAGAGAGCCGAGCAGGAACAGUUGCAGUUGGAGAGACAGCGAGCCGAGCAGGAAGCUCGCCUAUUGGAGGAGACGCAGAAACGGAAUGCGGAGCGCCGAGCUGCCACCGCCGCUACUGGCGCUGCCGGAGGGGGAACAGCUGGUGGCGCUGCUAAUGUGCCCCAGCAGGACCCCACCUCUCACCGGCGACCCGUAGCAACCGAAACCACACAGACCCGGACCAACCCGGGAGGAAGUUCCCGCCAGCCUACGAUAUCUCAGCCGCAGACUCGACACGGACGGACGGCGUCGACCUCUCAGCCUGGUCAGCAACCAUACAGCACAGCCCCGCAGGCCAGCACCACUCAGCAGCCUGCCAAUCCUUCCGCCCAGGGAGUUCAGGAGUCUGGCGCUUCGGGAUCGAGACCUAGAAAUUCCUUUCCCCACGCGUUUGAGCGUUGGGAAACCUUGUCGGCUCACUGGGAGGGCCUCACUAGCUUCUGGAUCAGGCGACUUGAGCAGAACAACCAGGAUAUCGAGCGUGAUCCUGUCAACCAGGCGCUCUCUCGUCAGGUGACUGACCUUACUGCGGCCGGUGCCAACCUUUUCCACGCAGUAGUCGAGCUUCAGCGCCUCCGUGCUAGUUCAGAGCGCAAGUUCCAGCGAUGGUUCUUCGAGACCCGAGCUGAGCUGGAGCGCGCUCAGGAGGUCAACGCCAUGUUGGAGGCGGCCCUUGAAGAGGAGAGACGUGCUAGAGAAAACGCUGUCCAGGCCGCCAUCCAGAAGGAGCGCCAGCACUCAGCCAACGACGAACGUGUCAGAGAGAUGAAGAAGGAACUUCAAAUCUCCAAGGAGGAGGCUCGCCGUGCCUGGGAGGAGCUCGGUCGCCGCGAGCAUGAGGAGCGCGAGCGAACUCAAUCUCUGCAGAGCGGUCAGCCUACCAUUCUCGGUGGUGUACAGGUCGUCCCAAUGACUCAGGGUGUCCCCAGUCGCCACGGCAGCUCUCGUGAGCAGUACAGCGGCCAGCAGACCGGGUACGCUGGCGAUUAUUCUCAAGCCCCUAGCGGUCAACCCAUCCCCGCCAGUUCCGCCAACUUCUACCCAUCCGGGGACGCUGGUCAGGAGGGCGUCACUUACACAGGUGCUGGUUCCGAAGGUGGAUACUCUGAAGGUGAGUACGCUAUCGACGCGCAAGGCCACUUCAUUCGCGAUUCUCAGGGAAACAAAGUUCCCUUCAUUGCUCCACCUUCCCCAGUUUCUGACGAAGGUAUAGAAGAGUAUGAAACCCCGGCGACAAACCCUCCUAGUGCCGGCUACUUGCAGACCCCUACCACGUCCGCCGGAGAUCAACAGCAGCAGGCAGCCACUCAAGACUACUCUGGCUCGGGCUAUGCUGCUCCGGGCUGGGAAACCGUCCCUAGACACCAUCACCCGACUCGCUUGAGUGAUGUCAUGGAAGAGGAUGAGCGCAGCCGCGCCAGCAACAGUCAAGUUGGCCGACACUAG